Messenger RNA from Camelina sativa (false flax), 618 nucleotides. RefSeq lists its product as uncharacterized. The record is from RefSeq and is a predicted model, not a curated record. NCBI's taxonomy places the organism in Eukaryota, Viridiplantae, Streptophyta, Magnoliopsida, Brassicales, Brassicaceae.
CCUCUAGGUAAACAAACAAUGUGAAUAUUUUGCUGCGAAAAAUAAUGAUAUCACAAGCUUCACGACAUGUGCAAGACUAUAAUUAACAAAGUAAAAAAAAAAAAAAAAACAUAAACCACGACCUAGUUCUGUAAAGAAGACGGAAAAUAGAGGAUUUUGUUGGCUAUGGUGUUUAGCAGCUCGGCAGUGGUGACGGUGGCGAACGUUUCCACUGAAAAGUGGCAGCGGAUGAGGAGAGUUCCGUCGUCGGAGUUGUUGAAUACCCAAGAGCUUAUGAAGGUGGCUUGUUGCCUCCCUCUUUUUCAUUUUGGUAUCUGUGUAUGGGAGUUUAUGUGUUUCCCCAUAUGUGAUUAUGAUUCUGAUGAUUAUUAUUAUGAUGAUGAUGAUGAUGUCGGUGAUGAAGAUGUGUUUGCUAUUGAUCAUAAUAGUAACAGCGAUUAUGAUGAUUAUUAUCAUGGGUCUUCUUCAGCAUCUAGUUCGGAUUUUGAUGAUGACUAUUACCAUUACCCGGACUCAGAUUAAUUAGACUAGUUAACUUCUGUUUUUUUACAAUCUUACUGAUUCCUUUGGUAUUGUUGUCUUAGCUAAUUAACGAGGUGUAAUGUCCUAAUUAUUAAU